AUGUCUCAUUCUAUUGAAGCCCGCCUUCGCUUCAUCGAGCACUUGCAUAUUCCUGCUGACCGUCAUGGUCGCAAGGGGUUACCCGAGGGGUCCGGUGCUGUCAAUGCCGGCUCGACCCAGUCGUUUGUGGGAAAUCUGUCUCAGCUUAACAAGGAGGAUGUCUUGAACUCCACACUGCUUGCCCAGCUUGCCGCUAACACGGCGAGCCCGGAUGACAAGACCAAGUGGUACAAGAAGUACAAGGAGGUCCUCGAAAAUCUCGGAUGGGUCGUCUCAGACAUCACGUUCAAAGAGCUUGACAAUGCCAACUCUUAUGGCUCUGUCGAUCAAGCCAUCCUUUCCAUUCUGAAGGGUUAUCUUGAGGGUAACGCGUUGGAGGUUUUCAAGGCCACGAUUGACGCCAUGAAAAAUCCCGUCAACAAAGGCGCUAACAACUUGUUCCAAACGAAUGCCUGGAAGGGGCAAAGUGCUGAUUUCCUGGUUGGUGUGGCCAUUGAAUCUAACAACGAUAUCCAGUUCCGUAUCGGAACCUACACUUAUGAGGCUCAGGGGUCCCGCGGCAACGUCCUCUUCUUCAAGUUUGGUAGCGAACGUGUCAAGUUCAUGUACUCCACGCAGAACAUGGUGUUGAACGAGCUGAUAUAUUCGAAGGUCAGGGCAGCGGUGAUCAAUAAGCUGGGCGGCCACAUCGAGGACUACAUCGACGACCUGGAUAUCGGACUUUGA
This is a messenger RNA of Sparassis crispa, 726 nucleotides long. RefSeq lists its product as hypothetical. Bases 1 to 726 code for a protein of 241 amino acids. The transcript is spliced from 5 exons. The record is from RefSeq and is a predicted model, not a curated record. Lineage: Eukaryota; Fungi; Basidiomycota; Agaricomycetes; Polyporales; Sparassidaceae.